UGAACGUGCCACACUUGACCUUCAAACAAUCAGUUGUGAUCAGAAUUCUAGAGAUGUCUUGUGCAUGAACAGGAGUACAUUUUACUUGCGCGGUGCUGGUGGUUUCUCCAAGUCAUCUAAACCAUAUGAAUAUGCUAACUAUUCUCCCAACCAAAGUUCUGUCAAGAUCCCAGAUUGUAAACCUUCCUUUGUUUACGAGGACAUUACCAAACAGUCCCAGGCGCUUAUUUACCGUCAGUGUGGUGACUAUAACCCAUUAUAUUCAGAUCCAAGGGUAGCAAAGAAAGCUGGGUUUCCCCAUCCAAUUCUUCAUGGCCUGUGCACCCUUGGGUUUGCAGUUAGAGCUGUCACCAUGUUCUGCUGCAAUGGAGAACCAACUUUGGUGAAAAGAAUUUUUGGCCAAUUCCUUAGUUCUGUGUAUUCAGGAGAGAUUUUAAUCACCGAAAUGUGGAUCACAGGCACAAAGGUGAUAUAUCAGACAAAGGUGAAAGGAGAAAACGCUCACAAGGUAGUGCUGUCCGGGUAUGUAAUUCUCAAGGAUAUUCGUUGAUCGAUGAUCCUUGUAAAUCAUGGAGGUUGUAAGAAGCAAAGCUGGUGUAUAAUGCGAAUUUUUUACAGUAUUUUGUGUGUUUGUCAUUGACUGAGAAUUUCAUUGGCUUGUUACAUACAAUAAUGCCAAUCUUAUUAGGUGUUGUAUUAGGCCUGGAUUUGACCUGUUUUUCAUUGCAUCGCGUAUGUAUGGUUUGUAUGUGUGUGAUACUGAAAUUAUGAUAUUUGGUUUUUAUGCUUGAUACAUAUUUUAUUGGGAAAA
Dioscorea cayenensis subsp. rotundata (Guinea yam) is the source of this 811-nucleotide messenger RNA. Its product is annotated as enoyl-CoA hydratase 2, peroxisomal-like. Bases 65 to 550 code for a protein of 161 amino acids. The transcript has 6 exons. Gene Ontology annotation, cellular component: peroxisome. NCBI's taxonomy places the organism in Eukaryota, Viridiplantae, Streptophyta, Magnoliopsida, Dioscoreales, Dioscoreaceae. The record is from RefSeq and is a predicted model, not a curated record.